CUUAAAGCUUUGCAACACUUAAACAGAGUUUAUAUCGUUAUCGGACUGAGCGCGUAUUUUGCAGCACUACGGCUGUGGUUUUCGUUCCGUGCGGUUGUGUUUUGGUAGUUGGUUUUUGUCGUUGGUUGUCCAUUAUCCCUAAUUGAAAUAGAGAAAAUUAAUAAUAAGUUGUGCGUCCAGCAAACGAAGCAAGUCUAUGCUGAGGACAAUUAAUUAAAACGAAAACAGUCCUCAAAAUCUGAAGAGUGCCAUUGCCGUGUGUUAUCGUUGCUGUGGUUUUUGGUGUGGGAGUAGGAGUCGAGGAGUGGGAGCAAAAGUAACCGGCAUUUAAAGUGUAUUUGUAUUUACUUUGGCUACCCGAGCCUGUACUCCCUUAGUCCUCAUCAAUGUCGUCCACCGAGGUAAAACUGUCGCGUCUGCUGGGACUAGCGCAAAAGUUUAAUAAUUUCUACUUGACAGGUUUUCAUAAAGGCGACAUACGUCCAUUUCUGGUUGAGGGACAACAAGUUGGGCUCAUUAAAUCGGAUGUCCUCAAGCAGCUGCACAAGUACCCCGAAGUGUUUUGUAUACGUGACUGUGAAUAUACCAAGCAGGGUCUCGUGGAGUUAAAUCCGGCAUUUCGAGACUACAACGAGCGCACGGCACAACUGGAGAAGGUAUUACGUGAACUGCGCAGCGAUGGUUUGUUCUCAGCCUUGCAGGGCUGGCGGGAUGAGUGCUUUGAGGUCAAAUCCGAGCACAAGGCCCUGCUGAAGAUGGAGCGAGCGGCGACACCGCUGUUCGGGGUUCGCAAAUAUGGUGUGGACAUCAAUGGUUAUGUGAGGCAUCCACAACACGGUCUGUGCAUUUGGCUGCAGCAGCGCUCCAACACUAAAGAAACCUGGCCUGGCAAAUGGGAUAAUAUGGUAGGCGGUGGUCUUUCCGUUGGAUAUGGCAUAAUGGAGACGGCCAUCAAGGAGGCCGCCGAGGAAGCAUCCAUUCCAAAAGAUCUCGUCAAAAAUUUGGUUUCAGCGGGCUGUGUCUCGUUCUUUUUUGAGAGCGAUCAGGGUCUGUUUCCCAAUACUGAAUAUGUAUUUGAUUUGGAGCUGCCGGUGGACUUUGUGCCUCAUAAUGCGGAUGGCGAGGUGCAGGCUUUCGAGCUGCUGCCAGCCAAAGAGUGUGUGGAGCGCGUAUUUACGCCAGAUUUCAAGACGACAUCGGCGCCAGUUGUUAUCGAUUUCUUGAUUCGACACGGCCACAUUACAGCUGAGAAAGAUUGUGGAACUACUUCAUGUGCCGCUGCAGUCAUUGUACACGUACAAAACACGCCUGGAGCAAAAGCUGCAGCAACAUCAGGCGUCACUGCCCAAUGACGAUAAUAACUGCAACUGCACCAGUUUACCCAGCAGUCCGCUGGAAAACGGGCACAACAAAAAGGAGGUCGCUUAGGCUGAAUAUAGCACCGGAUAAUGGACAACGAAUGGAGUGUGUAGCAUGACCAUUGCAUUAAGAAGCUGUGGACUUGUUGGAGAGACUGCUAUUGUAGUUGGAUUUAUGAAAUCCAAAAACAACAGCCAAUAUAUAAUAUAAUAACGCAAAAGAAAAUAAUUAAGAAAAGAGAAAAAAAAAAAAAACAAAAAAAAAAACAA
Messenger RNA from Drosophila montana, 1628 nucleotides. RefSeq lists its product as uncharacterized. Lineage: Eukaryota; Metazoa; Arthropoda; Insecta; Diptera; Drosophilidae. Bases 387 to 1352 code for a protein of 321 amino acids. The record is from RefSeq and is a predicted model, not a curated record. The transcript has 4 exons. Gene Ontology annotation, molecular function: 8-oxo-dGDP phosphatase activity.